Messenger RNA from Archocentrus centrarchus (flier cichlid), 4609 nucleotides. RefSeq names its product transforming, acidic coiled-coil containing protein 1 (gene tacc1). The transcript is spliced from 13 exons. The coding region runs from base 532 to 3153 and encodes 873 amino acids. Gene Ontology annotation, biological process: nuclear migration; mitotic spindle organization; cerebral cortex development. The record is from RefSeq and is a predicted model, not a curated record. NCBI's taxonomy places the organism in Eukaryota, Metazoa, Chordata, Actinopteri, Cichliformes, Cichlidae. Gene Ontology annotation, cellular component: cytoplasm.
GGAAGAGCGGUCUGACAGGGACGUACCAUUCUUCAACCACGGGGAAGUCAUGUAGAGACAAAAAAAGAAGCUGCAUUCAUUCUUUGAGCUGAGAGCUCACUGCCUUCCCCCGCUGCACGUUCUGUCGGUGAGCUGUUCCGAGGUGGAGGGGAGAGUUUGUAGGGGGGUUGAGGAGAGUAGAGUGUGAGCACAGCAUUUGAGAAACCAGCUGAUCAGAGCUGAGGUAUUCUGCCACAGAGACAGAGGGAGAGGGAGAGAGAGAGAGCGUGACUGGAAAAAAGAAUAAGAAGGACAGAGAAAGCAGCUCAAGUCUUUAUAAUUUUGAGAUUAGUGAUAUACAAAUAGGGCACUUUGAAAAUGUCUAGUUCCUUUCAUGGGAAACAGAAAACUGUGAGAGGGCAGAAGCUCUAUAGAAAGAUGUGAGAGCUGUUGGUAGGGUGGAAAUCUGAGGAAGAACCAGAAAAGGAUCAGUCAAGCCUUGGCUAUCAGUGAGAGCAAAGAGGGUCAAAGAACCCUGUGGAAUAAGGAGUGAUGUCUUGGCUCUCGCCAGUGUCAUGGGCUAAAUGGACAUGGACGGCGGUGCGUGGGGGAGAGGGUGAGGAGGAUGAAGAGGGGCAGGAGGACAGCGAGGAGAGGGAGCAACAUGGAGAGAGAGAAGAGGAAGAGGAGGAAGAGAGAUCUCAAGGCUGCAGCUCUGACUCAGAGGGUCAUUUUGACACUCCUGAGGCAGCAACUCCUGUCCGCGCCCCUCCGACCAUCCCGGGAGAGCUGGAGAACAACACCGAUGCAGACAAAACAGACUUGGAAAAGGAGGAGAACCUGAUAGUAACUGCUCCUGCCGGGGAUCAGGAUAUUCUGCUCAGCCAAAACAUGGGUCAGGAUGAGCCUGCAGUCCCCAUGGGUGGCCCGCUCGAAAUAAACAUCCAGACCCUAGAAGAAGAACAAACAGUGAAAUUUCCAGCAGAUUUGGGCUCUGUGCCUGCUCCUGAUUUAUGCUCACAGAAGGAAGUAGCUCCAUCCUCUGAGUCAUCCCAAGACCCAGCGACUCUCAUAGCAGCUGAUCUAAUCCCAGACCUAGCUCCAACUCCAUGUCCUGCUCCUUCCCUAGAACCAGACUCAAUCCAGAGCAGUGAACCUGCAGCCCUCUCAGUUCCAGAGCCCCCUGAAGAGAAACCUCUUGCUGAACCAGAGGCACAGUACAAUGGCCUGUCCAGUGAGGCAGAGCCUGUUCAAAAGAGUAAAACGAGGAAAUCCAAACCUCCAUCUCUGAAUAUGAAGUCCUCGCUGAAUGAGGUUGCUAAAACAAAUGAGGAAGAAGAGCUUCCUGUUCCCAAGGCCACAUAUAACUUUGACCCCAGCCUUCUAGAUGACAGUUUUAACCCCUUCAUCAGCGGUGGAUCCAAAAUCCAAAACUCUCCCCCACCAUGUGACCCGAGCUCUCUCCCCAGACUCGAGCCACUUGGUGAGGCCAGCUCAGAAGCACAAGCAUCCUUGGAAACGAUGGAGCCGUCAUCUGAGGUGAAGCCUCUGGUGAUGAUGGAGUUUGGUCUGGAUGAAGGACCAGUCAGCAAGCCUCCUCCAAAGAAACUGGGAGGGAAAAAGACAAUCAGUAAACUUGCGGCAAAGAAGCAGAGGCCCAAAGGAUCAGAGGCUUCCUGCAAACCUGCAUCAGAACCCACAGUGUCAGAAACACUUUCUCAGCCAGCACCAGAUCCAGUUCCCCAGCCUAUAUCAGAGCCAGUUUCAGAGCCUGAUGCAGAAGUCUCUCUGCCAGUUUCAGACUCUUCUGCACCUUUGAACUUGGACGAUAUUCCUAUUUCUAAGACAGGAUCAUAUAACUUUGAUCCCAGUCAGUGGGAUGACCCACACUUCAAUCCAUUUGGUAGCAAUAGCAAGGUGAGCAGCUCUCCAGUGCUUCCUAAGGGCUCCUACAGCUUUGACCCGGACAGUUUUGAUGAUUCUGCGGACCCUUUUAAACCUUCUAAAUCCCUGAGCAAUGAGGACACGUCCAGUAGCCCGUCUCUGCCAGAGAAAAAAGUAAAAGAAGGAGAGAAACAAAAGGCAAGGCAGCCUCAGGGGGAGAAGAAAGUGAGGCAGAUUCCCAAGAAAAACAAAGAGAGGACAAUCACGAAUUCCUGUAAAGUAGAGAAAUACGAUGAAAGCCCGUCCUUGGUUCUUGACGUGUGUAAUCAGGAUGAGGAUGAAGUGGUGGUACAGACCCCAGAGAUCACUCACCGAGUUCAUCAUGCCACCGAUGAGGAGAAGCUGGCUUCCACUUGCAUGAUGGGACAGACAACAGACAGCCAGCAGGAAAGAGAGGAGCCAGAAUGCAAUAAAGCACCUGCGAAAAAACAGCUAAGCAGUGACAGAGCCAUAAUGGAUGGUCCUGAGAUGAAGGCUGCAGACCAACUGGAGGAGAAGGACAGCUUCGGUCUGAAAGAUGAUAUAAGUGUGAUGUCCACAAUGACAAAGCUGACCAGCAGUGAGGCCCCUGACACAGCAGCCCUAUGCCAGGAUAGCGUGCCUCUAAGUGAGAUGGACAAAGCUGCAGUGCUAACCCUGAUCAGAGAAGAGAUCAUCACUAAAGAGAUUGAAGUCAAUGAAUGGAAGAGAAAAUAUGAAGAGAGCAGAGCAGAGGUUAUGGAAAUGAGGAAAAUAGUUGCAGAAUAUGAGAAAACAGUGGCCCAGAUGAUCGAGGAUGAGCAACAGCAGAAGACCCUGUCGUGUAGUAAGUCAGUGAGGCAGUUGACCUUAGAGAGAGAUCAGGCCCUGGCUGACCUCAACUCAGUGGAGCGCUCGUUUGCUGAUCUCUUCAGGCGGUAUGAGAACAUGAAGGGAGUCUUGGAGGGCUUCAAGAAGAAUGAGGAGGUGCUAAAGAAAUGCGCUCAAGACUACCUGAUGCGCAUCAAGCAGGAGGAGCAGCGAUACCAAACCCUCAAAAUCCACGCUGAGGAGAAACUAGAUAAGGCUAAUGAGGAGAUAGCCCAGGUACGUGCCAAGUCAAACGCUGAGAGUGUCGCCCUAAACGCAAGCCUGAGAAAGGAGCAGAUGAAGGUGGAGUCACUUGAAAGAGCUGUCCUUCAGAAGAAUCAAGAGAUCGAGGAGCUCACCAAGAUCUGUGACGAACUGAUCGCCAAACUGGGAACGGAAUAGGAGGCCUUUCAUCAGACUCUGUGGCUCUUAAUUGCUCCCUUCAGUUCGAGACUUUUCUCACAGCAACAUGUGCUUUAAAUCUUGUACGUGAUCAUAAAUUAGGCACACUGCAACUUCUGUGGCAUUUAUUUUAUUAUGCAGUAUAUUACUGAAAUACAGUAUGGUUGCACUUGCUCAUUUUCUCCUUUCAGACUGAACUAUAAUAAUAGUACAACACUUGUUUUAUUAAUUAUGUCAUGACCAUUGAAGAAGCACAAAAUUAUAAUAGGAUGUAAUGUUUUUAAGAAGAAGCUCCGUGAUUUGCUUCAGGAUUCGCAGUAAAGUAUCACCGUAUGCUUGAGAGAUUUCCCCAUUUUCAAGUGUUGUCUCAUCACGUUUCGUCUUACAAGGAUUUUCCGCCACCACACGCUGCACGUGUGCAGGAACUAAGGGAAAAGAUGACGGUGGCAGACAAGCAUGCACAUUUUUUGCACGAGAGCACAUUUAUACUGUAAUUAACUGUGUUAAUAAUGCAGUCUGCAGCAAAUACAAAUGUGUGUUGAGUGCCUAAACAGAUGAUUAUGUAUAGUUUUCAGAGAGUUUAAUUCAGAUUAAUUAAGUUGCCUUUCAGUUUGUUUGAUUUUUUUAUUUCAUGGGUUUGCACAGCAUGUCUUCAGUUAGAGAGGGUUUUUUAAUUAAACCACAGAAUCAAGACAAGGCAAGAAUCAUGUCUUAAAUUCAAGUGUGUAAUCAUACCUACAUCUGAUGAUACUUUGACAGUAAUGCAGCAAAAGCUGCUUUACUGUGGCAUGUUUCAUUUUCGAUUGCUCUGCAUUUGAGUGUGGAAAAGUUACAGUUCCCAUAUAAAUGAUUUUUGGAUUCUGUCCAUAUUUUCUUUAUGAACCAAAACAUUGCUUGUGCCUUUGAAAAAAAGAAGAAGAAAGAAAAACAGGUUGUUGUUGGGUUUUUUUUUCCUUCAUUCAUUUGUUUCCAAAUUGCUGGCAAAGUGAACUGUAGACAGUGUAUCUCUUUUAUGAUCAAACUGCAGUGCGUUGCAAUGGGUUUGCAGUUUCAGUGCUUUAACUGCGGCGACAGAUCAGCGAAGCCUGUGUUUUAUGAAGCAGAGGUUCAUCGUAUCUCUUUUUGCUGUUGUCAACAUUUUCUGGUCUGAUUUCACUCGAACGAGCGCACAAGUGCAUUUUUGGUCUUCUUUACAUCAGCACACUCAGUUGCCAAAUGUCACAGUAAAAUGAAGUGGGUUUCAGUGUGACUCCAUGUCCUGUUGUAGUGGUGUUAACAUGAGUUGUAAGGUGCUUUUCAAUCCAUAAUUAUAGUACACUGUAUGUAUGUUUUGUACUUUAUAAAAAAAGAGCAGUCAUAAUUUUGUUGCUAAUGUUUGUAUAAUUAAAGUAUACUCAGAUUGUAUGUCAACUGUUAUAUUUUGUGCAUUCUUUAAUAAAUGGUUAAGAUUUAAUAA